Molecule: messenger RNA, 1668 nt
Organism: Penicillium subrubescens
Lineage: Eukaryota; Fungi; Ascomycota; Eurotiomycetes; Eurotiales; Aspergillaceae
Exons: 4
Coding region: 1-1668 (555 amino acids)
Source: RefSeq, a predicted model, not a curated record
AUGCUCGCCUUCACUGUCAGCUUUAUCGCUGCGUGGGCGACGGUCCGUGCGGCUCCAGCCACGAAGUCGUCUCCGACUGCAACAGUUCGCAACGGUACUUAUGUUGGAGUGUAUAGCAGUACUUAUGAUCAGGACUUCUUCUUGGGCAUGCCCUAUGCUCAACAGCCUGUGGGGAAUCUGCGCUUCACCGUACCGCAGCCAUUGAACGAGAGUUGGGAUAGGACCCGCGAUGCGAAAGCCUACUCUGAUAUUUGUGUUGGAUAUGGCACGGACUCUAUUUGGUAUCCCCAAUCAGAAGCCUGUUUGACUAUCAACGUAAUCCGAGGCUCGUCGGCCGACGAACACUCGAAACUCCCUGUAGGAGUUUGGAUUCACGGCGGUGGCUUUUACGAGGGAUCAGGGGCAGACGAGCGCUAUAACAUGUCAGUAAUUGUAGAAAAUUCUUACAACAUCGGAAAACCAUUCAUCGCCGUCACUCUCAACUACAGGCUUUCUGCUUGGGGAUUCAUCAGCUCGAGCGAGGUCUGGGGCAGCGGAAACACGAACCUUGGGUUGAGAGACCAGAGACUGGCGCUCCAGUGGGUUCAGGAGAACAUCGCUGUGUUUGGCGGAGAUCCCGAGAAAGUCACUAUUUGGGGUGAAUCAGCCGGUGCAAUGUCCGUAGGCUACCACCUAACAGCGUAUGGUGGCCGAGACGACAAAUUAUUCAGAGCUGCGAUCAUGGAGUCCGGAGGUUCUAUUAGCGCAAGUCCUUCCAACUACACGGCAUUUCAGUCCAGAUAUGAUACUUUGGUUUCUAAAGUGAAUUGCAAUAAUGCGGUCGAUUCGCUCCAAUGCCUCCGUGAAGUGCCGUUUGAGAAACUCAAUUCUGUUCUGAAUGGAACUGAUGGUUCAUCUGAGUAUAAUUUCUCACCGGUUCUUGAUGGUGAUUUGGUUCAGAACUGGGGAAGUAUCCAGCUGAACAAUCACGAAUUCGUCAAGGUGCCGAUCAUCGCGGGGACUAAUACCGACGAGGGAACUGCAUUUGGACCGACGGGAAUUAAUACCACUGAGCAGUGGUACGACUACCUUACUGAUGGGGGGUUUGAUUUCCAAACUCCACCAUCCGUGGCCAAGGAGAUCCUCAAACUCUACCCAGAUGAUCCAUCUCAGGGCAUCCCAGAAUCCUUGGGAGACAAGAGAGUUCCCUCAAUGGGCUACGAAUGGCGACGUACAAGCUCUUUUGCGGGCGAUUUUACAAUGCACGCAAAUCGUCGACGACAGUGCGAAGCCUGGACUGAAACUUCCACACCCGCAUACUGCUACCGAUUCAACGUGCACUCUGCCGACGUGCCGCCUACCGUGGGCGCGACCCAUUUUGAAGAAGUGGCUUUCGUCUUCCACAAUAUCGCAGGGCAGGGCUACCACUACGGAAAACCAUUUGCUGGGGUACCGCAAUCUUACAUUGACCUGAGCUCGAUGAUGACCAGCAUGUGGGCUUCGUUUAUUCAUGAUCUAGAUCCCAAUUCCGGCGUGGUGAACAAGUCUGUUCAUUGGGAUGCUUACGAGAAAAACAAGUCGGUCGAUCUGUUCUUGGAUGCGAAUACAACCAGUCAUAUGGAGGCGGAUACCUGGCGCAACGAGGGGAUUGACUAUAUCAACUCGGUAGCCCGAGCAUUCUGGAGAUAA